CUCACUCCGAUGGCCCUGGAUGCCGAAACAGUUCUGCAGAGGAAGAUUACGAGAGCCAAUGUUCAGGACAUCACGAUACCUCGGCCAGGUUGCCUCGCAUUUGUGCAAGACUAGCUAAUUGGGCCAAUCAUGACCGUCAUCUCGUUCAAGCACGCAACAUUGCAGUAGAGAACCAAGGCCUGCUGCUCAUCAUGAUCUCCAUGAUGUUCUUUGCAUCUAUGAAUCUAGCUGUAAAGCUUCUGAACUCGCUUGACACCCCUGUUCCGACACUCGAGUUGAUCCUUGUGCGCAUGGGGGGCACACUCGUCUGCAGCGUCGUAUACACUGUGUAUACGAGGGUACCCGAUCCUAUUCUAGGCCCAAGGUCUUUGCGAGUCCUAUUGACGGCUCGAGGAAUGUUUGGAUUAUUGUUCCUUUUCCCGAAUUAUUGGGCCCUCAAAUACCUGUCCCUAUCGGAUGACACAUCUUUAUCAUUUCUAAGCCCCCUGGUGACCGCCGUCUUUGCGAGGCUCUUCUUGAAAGAAGCCUAUUCGAAGAAGCAAGCAUGUGCCGCACUAUGCAGUCUAUUCGGCGUGAUAUUAGUUGCGCGGCCGCCCUUCUUGUUCGAUCGAUUGGGUGCCGGUAGGAUCCAUGCCUCCUCAAAUUUGAUAGACGGCGAUAUCCCCUCGGCUCAGCGCUUUAUCGCAGUUGGCGCAGCUUUACUCAGUGUGCUAGGCGGAUCCAUGGCGCAGAUAUCAAUGCGAGCAAUCGGCAAGCGUGCUCACCCCAUGCAUAUGAUGAACUACUUCUCGCUGUGGUGCGUUCUCACUGCAGGACCUGGCAUGGCUCUCUUUGAGAUUGAGCCCGUUUUUCCUCGCCAAUGGCAGUCAAUCUGCAUGCUGGUGAUGAUGAGCGUAUUCGGCUUUCUCGCACAGAUUCUUCUAACAAUGGGUCUGCAACGGGAGACUGCUGCUAGAGGCUCAAUGGGCGUAUACGUCCAGGUUAUUUUUGCAGCCGUCUUCGAGUUGAUCUUCUUCGGAACUGUGCCAAGUCCGUUGACUGUUGCAGGCGGCGUCAUCAUCAUUGCCUGUGCCGUGUGUGUUGUGCUAUCGAAGCAGCCUCAGAAAGAGGUCGCGACAGUUCGGGAACCAGUGGUAGAGGAGGGUUCAGUUCCUAGGCAGCAGUCCGACGAGUCGCAGAGACUGUUAGGGGUUUAAUGGCUGUACUACUAAACAGAUACAUUGGAAGUCCAUAUGGAUAUAUAAUCAUCGUUCGUAUGAAUGAUCGUGUGCACUUGACUCCCC
Molecule: messenger RNA, 1283 nt
Organism: Coniophora puteana RWD-64-598 SS2
Lineage: Eukaryota; Fungi; Basidiomycota; Agaricomycetes; Boletales; Coniophoraceae
Product: integral membrane protein DUF6
Exons: 11
Coding region: 192-1196 (334 amino acids)
Cellular component (GO): membrane
Source: RefSeq, a predicted model, not a curated record